Molecule: messenger RNA, 3407 nt
Organism: Pseudophryne corroboree (corroboree frog)
Lineage: Eukaryota; Metazoa; Chordata; Amphibia; Anura; Myobatrachidae
Gene: CPOX
Product: coproporphyrinogen oxidase
Exons: 7
Coding region: 242-1465 (407 amino acids)
Cellular component (GO): cytoplasm
Molecular function (GO): coproporphyrinogen oxidase activity
Source: RefSeq, a predicted model, not a curated record
AAUGUGAUUGGCUGUUCCCAGCAAGUGGCGAACGCUCCAUCUCCACCGUAUGAGGACUACAUUUCCCGGCAUCCUCCACCCCAGGCACCGCCCAGUACGGAGGCCAUGCCCGCUGUCACGUACAGUUCUGUACCACGACCCCGCUGUCAGGUGUGUCAGUGCCUGCACUGUGUAAUUGGUGUGACCCGGGUGUGGGUGCUGCAAGUGUCGCGGAGUGACUCGGGUGUGGGUGCUGUCAGUGAUGUCGGUGCAGCUAGCGGUGCGGGCUGGCUGGGUGCUCCGGCGGACGGCGCCGCUCUCCCCGCUGUGGUGCUGCAGUGUCCGGGCUGUGCAUGGCUCCGCCGCCCGCUCCCCGGGGAGACCCUCCCUGUUGGUGGCGGCCGGGGCCGCGGUGCUGGCCGGAGUGGCGGCGGGGUACAGCCACCUGCAGCGGGCGGAGAUGGCGGCUGCGGAGCGGGGGGAUGAGCUGUCCCGGCGGUGUGCGGGCUUCAUGGCUCCCCCGGUGACGGACAUGGGACAGCUGCGGGCGGCCGGGCAGGACAUGAAGAGCCGCAUGGAGCUGCUGAUCCUGGAGACGCAGGCGGAGGUGUGCCGGGCGCUGCAGGAGGCGGACGUGGGGGCGAGCUUCACCGUGGACACCUGGCAGCGGGCGGAGGGUGGCGGGGGUGUGAGCUGCGUCCUGCAGGACGGUCAGGUCUUCGAGAAGGCCGGCGUCAACGUCUCCGUGGUCCAUGGCCACCUGUCGCAGGAAUCUAUCCAGCAGAUGAAGAGCCGAGGAAAGUCCCUGAAAACCAAAGACGGAAAACUGCCAUUUUGUGCCAUGGGAGUCAGUUCAGUAAUCCAUCCGAAGAAUCCGCAUGUUCCCACAAUACACUUUAACUACAGAUACUUUGAAAUUGAGGAAGCGGAUGGCAACAAGCAGUGGUGGUUUGGAGGUGGGACAGACCUCACCCCAACUUACCUGAACCAGGAGGAUGUGGUGCAUUUCCAUCAGACCCUGAAGGAAGCGUGUGAUAAACACAGUCCAGGCUUCUAUCCCCAGUUCAAGAAGUGGUGUGAUGACUACUUUUUCAUUAAGCACCGUGGAGAGCGGAGAGGAGUUGGGGGCAUUUUCUUUGAUGACCUGGACUCCCCAUCCAAAGAAGAGCUGUUCCAGUUUGUGCAGAGCUGUGCCAGGGCCGUGGUUCCGUGUUACAUCCCCAUAGUAAACAAGCACAAGAAUGACCCCUUUACCCCAGAGGAAAAGCUGUGGCAGCAGCUGAGAAGAGGACGGUAUGUGGAGUUCAACCUUGUUUAUGACAGAGGAACCAAAUUUGGCCUCGCAACUUCUGGCUCCAGGAUUGAGAGUAUUCUCAUGUCCCUGCCGCUGACCGCCAGGUGGGAGUACAUGCAUAUACCACCUCCAGAGUCUCGGGAGGCAGAGAUUCUCCAUGUUCUGCGGGAGCCCAAGGACUGGGUACACUGAUUUACCUCAGACUUCAUACCUGAUGUCCUAACAGGCCUGGGGAAUAAGUCUUAUUACAGGGCGACAUCAUAUCUCCCGUCUCUUCCAUGUGCCUUAUCUGUUCUUUAUGCUGCUUGAUGCCCCAGGCCUAGGAUUCCUGCCUGAUCCAUCCAUGUGACCCAUCUCUUGGAUCCUAAUCACUUAUCAUUGGGUAUACGUCACAUGCUGGCCUUGUCACUGGCGUAUAUAUUAUGUAUGACUACAUUUAAUUAUAGACUACAGUAAAUUAAUGAUUGCACUGAGGGACAAUACACUAGGGGCAAAGGAUAAAAUCAAUAUAAAGAUUGUGUAUUCUAUGCCCCUGUGUGACAGACUAUUUGGCAUCUAGUGUCUUUGUCUCCGUAUGGAAAUCUAGAGAAUCUUUUUUUACAUGUUGCUCAGACGCAAACAAAAUGGUGAUAAUAAAGUGUUAAAAUAUAUAAUGGACUCCUCCCUAUAAAAUGGCCACUCCUGUGUAUGAAUGUAGAGUAUAAUACGAGGAAUAGGGCAGCAAGGCACAUCCAGUGUUUUGCAGUUAAAUGGAAUAAGCACCACUAAUCCAGCUAGAUUUGUCACAUUAUAACACGAUCUGUACUCCAUGUCCAACUACGAUGCUCUGUUCACUGAAGCAAAAACUGUUCCAUCUUUACACAGUAAAACACCAGCUAAAUUUCAGCUACCUGACCCCUCCACAUAGCCCCAUUGUGACUUAGGGUCUGAGUCAUAGUUGUAUGCAGUGCCAAUGCUUUCGCAGUUGUGCGAUUAUCAUCCGACUGCUCAUGUGUUAUGGUCACACUGCGCACACGUCAAAGUCCAUUACCGUAGUCGCACGCAGUGACUUUUCAUUCGCAGAGUGAUUGACAGGAAAGAACCGUUUGGGGGAGGUAAUGUUGGAUGUCAGCAAAAAUGCAGAUGUGCCGUGGCCGUUUUAGGGGUGUGAUGCUGCCUGUGUCUGCAAUCCGGUAUGCAUUAAAGAUUGCUCAGAGUCUCUGAACACUCAGCCAUUCUGCGUCACAAUAGGCUAACUCCGAAGGCCGGUUAUCGAAGGAUCUAUGAUCGCACUUUGUAUGCGGUUACUGUGCUGGGUGUCUCUAUACAGAUCCUGCAGGCUGAGACAUUUGCAUAUUUUCGCACAGUGGGGGUAAUUCCAAGUUGAUCGCAGCAGGAAUUUUGUUAGCAGUUGGGCAAAACCAUGUGCACUGCAGGGGAGGCAGAUAUAACGUGCAGAAAGAGUUAGAUUUGGGUGGGUUAUUUUAUUUCUUUGCAGGGUAAAUACUGGCUGCUUUAUUUUUACACUGCAAAUUAGAUUGCAGAUUGAACACACCACACCCAAAUUUAACUCUCUCUGCACAUGUUAAAUCUGCCUCCCCUGCAGUGCACAUGGUUUUGCCCAACUGCUAACAAAAUUCCUGCUGCGAUCAACUUGGAAUUACCCCCAGUGUCUGCGUACGGGAUCGCAGCUGCGAAGGCAUUCGCUUACAACUAUGAACUUAAUGUUAUGCCAAAAAGUAUUUCUCUUAAUGCAGAUCGAAUCGAUUUCCAUAUUGUGUUUUUAAGUUGGUCAUUAUUAAUUUCGUAUUAUACAGCGUGUGCUGUUCUUUACAAUGUAUGCAAUGGAAAAAAAUCAUUUUUUUUCUUUUGUUUUGGUGCCUGUGUGUAGAACAAAUGGAGAUUGUGUGAUUUGUGCUGUGAGUACACUGGUCAGAUCUGACCUCUGCAUUCGUUUUAUACAGUGUACCUGGAAUAUAAGAUGACUAGUUAGAGACAGGGUUUUACUUGAUAUAAUAUUUUAUCUGUUAUUUUGGGCUGGAUUAAAUCUCAAACUGUGAAGAUACCAAAUAGAUUUUAUACUUUUGUAUUUAUUUUGAUCAGGAAUGUACAGCAGCUACAGUAUAAUAAUUAAAUAUUUUCAUGACAAAUCAAA